Molecule: messenger RNA, 851 nt
Organism: Cornus florida
Lineage: Eukaryota; Viridiplantae; Streptophyta; Magnoliopsida; Cornales; Cornaceae
Product: probable LRR receptor-like serine/threonine-protein kinase At3g47570
Exons: 2
Coding region: 15-851 (278 amino acids)
Biological process (GO): protein phosphorylation
Molecular function (GO): protein kinase activity; ATP binding
Source: RefSeq, a predicted model, not a curated record
CCAACCUAAUCGGCAUGGGGAGUUUUGGUUCAGUAUAUAAAGGGACACUUUUGGAUGGGAUGAGUGUUACAAUAAAGGUUUUCAAUUCGCAACUAGAACGAGCUUUCAGGAGUUUUGAGGUCGAAUGUGAAGUAAUGCGCAACAUUCGCCAUCGGAAUCUAAUGAAAAUCAUCAGCAGUUGCACUAACCUGGAUUUCAAAGCCUUAGUACUAGAGUACAUGCCUAAUGGGAGUCUCGAGAAGUGGUUGUAUUCUCACAACUAUUGUUUAGAUAUCCUGCAACGAUUAAAUGUCAUGAUAGAUGUUGCAUCGGCCUUGGAGUAUCUACAUCAUGGUCAUACAACACCCAUUAUUCAUUGCGAUUUGAAGCCUAACAAUGUCCUCCUUGAUGAAGACAUGGUUGCACAUGUUGCUGAUUUUGGGAUUGCAAAACUCUUAGGUGAAGGGGAUCUUAUGGUACAAACCAAGACCUUGGCAACAAUUGGGUAUAUGGCACCAGAGUAUGGAAUGGGAGGAAUAGUAUCUACAAGGGGCGAUGUCUACAGUUACGGUGUCAUGUUGAUGGAAACAUUCACAAGGAAGAAGCCGACGGAAGAAAUGUUUGCUGGGGAGAUGAGCUUGAAGCGUUGGGUGAAUGAUGCGUUGGAUAGUUCAAUAAUUGCAGUUGUGGACUCUAAUUUGAUGGGAAGAGAAGAACAUUUCUCUGUGAAGGAGCAAUAUGUAUCAUCUAUCUUGGGUUUAGCCAUGGAAUGUUCAAAUGAUUCACCUGAAGAAAGGAUCAACAUGAAAGAAGCCUUGGUUAGACUCAAAAAAAUUAAGGUCUCCUUUCUGGCAAAUAUUGGUGGGACUUGA